ACGCUGAUUUCAUUGUCUGAGGAGACAGUGAGACCCAGGAAAAAUCUUGCUGAAUCUGCCUGCUCCAGCACUGGCCUGAUUCGGGAUCCUCCGAUCCUUCCCGUGACCUCACCACGCCCCGAGAUGAAUCUACGUUCUGUAUUUACUGUAGAACAACAAAGGAUUUUACAGCGUUAUUAUGAAAAUGGAAUGACAAAUCAAAGUAAAAAUUGCUUUCAGCUCAUAUUACAGUGUGCACAGGAGACUAAGCUGGACUUCAGUGUAGUCAGGACGUGGGUUGGCAAUAAGAGAAGAAAAAUGAGUAGUAAGAAUUCUGAAUCAGGAGCAGCAACAACAGGAAUUCUUCCUGGUACCUCUUUGACAUCUCCAGACAUUACAGUCAGGAAUGUAGUUAACAUCACUCGACCGUCAAUCCAACAGUCUUCUUGGACAUCUGCCAAUAAUGAUGUCAUUGUAACUGGCACAUACAGUCCAUCAAGUUCAUCAGGUAGGCAAGGGACAACCAAACAUUCAGAUACACAACUUACAGAAGCACAUAAAAUUCCUAUUCAGAAAACGGCCAGUAAAAAUGAUACUGAGUUUCAGUUGCACAUUCCUGUUCAAAGACAAGUAGCGCACUGUAAAAAUGCCUCUCUGCUCUUAGGUGAAAAAACAAUUAUCUUGUCAAGACAGACAAGUGUGCUAAAUGCUGGAAAUUCAGUAUACAGUCACACAAAGAAGAACUAUGGAAGCUCUUCAGUGCAAGCCUCUGAGAUGAUGGUACCUCAAAAGCCACCUGUGUGCCACCGACCUUGCAAAAUUGAACCAGUUGGAGUUCAAAGGUCAUAUAAGCCUGAACACACAGGUCUAGCAUCACAUAACUUAUGUGGGCAAAAGCCACCUAUUAGAGACCCUUACUGUAGAACACAAAACUUGGAAAUCCGUGAGGUAUUUUCACUGGCUGUUAGUGAUUACCCUCAGAGAAUUCUGGGAGGAAAUGCCCCACAGAAGCCUAGUUCAGCAGAAGGAACUUGUUUGUCUAUUGCAAUGGAGACUGGAGAUGCUGAUGAUGAGUAUGCCAAAGAGGAAGAGUUGGCAUCGAUGGGAGCACAGAUACCAAGCUACUCAAGAUUUUAUGAAAGUGGCAGAUCCCUUGGAACAGAGAACCAAAGUACACCAUUGCCUGGACCAGGAAGAAAUAUGCCAAAUUCACAAAUGGUGAAUAUUAGAGAUUUGUCAGACAAUGUACUGUAUCAAAACAGAGACUACCAUUUGACACCACGGACCUCAUUACAUACAGUAGCUACCACAAUGUACAGUAAUACAAAUCCCUCACGGAGUAAUUUUUCUUCACAUUUUGCAUCAUCAAACCAAUUGAGGUUAUCACAAAACCAAAACAAUUACCAGAUUUCAGGAAACCUUACUGUGCCUUGGAUUACAGGGUGUUCUAGAAAAAGAGCACUACAAGAUCGCACUCAGUUCAGUGACCGAGACUUAGCCACCCUUAAGAGAUACUGGGACAAUGGAAUGACCAGCCUCGGUUCUGUCUGUAGAGAGAAAAUUGAAGCAGUUGCAACUGAAUUAAAUGUUGACUGUGAAAUAGUUCGGACUUGGAUUGGGAAUCGAAGAAGGAAAUAUCGUUUAAUGGGGAUUGAAGUUCCGCCUCCAAGAGGAGGCCCUGCUGAUUUUUCUGAGCAGCCUGAGUCUGGUUCUUUGUCUGCGCUCACAUCAGGAGAAGAAGCUGGUCCUGAAGUAGGAGAAGAUAAUGAAAGAAAUGAUGAAGUAUCCAUCUGUUUGUCUGAAGGAAGCUCUCAAGAGGAGUCCAGUGAAGUUCCAAAUGAGGCAAGGGCUCAUAAGGAGGAGGACCAUCAUGCAGUAUCUGCAGAUAAUGUGAAAAUAGAAAUUAUUGAUGAUGAAGAAAGUGACAUGAUAAGUAAUUCUGAAGUUGAACAAGUGAAUUCUCUCUUGGAUUAUAAGAAUGAAGAAGUCAGAUUCAUUGAAAAUGAGCUAGAGAUUCAAAAACAAAAAUACUUUAAACUUCAGACAUUUGUUAGAAGCUUGAUACUAGCUAUGAAAGCUGAUGAUAAGGAACAACAGCAGGCGCUGCUGUCAGAUUUACCUCCUGAAUUAGAAGAGAUGGAUUUCAAUCAUGCCUCACCGGAGCCUGAUGAUACCUCAUUCAGUGUGUCUUCUUUAUCAGAGAAAAAUGCCUCAGACAGUUUGUGAUUUGAGGGGGUUAUAUGAUACAUACAGCCUUUGGGCUGCCUAACAGGUGUGCAUUUCAAGAUAACUGCAUUCUGUUGCCUCAAAAUUCCUCAGUUGGAAAAACAUAUUACUGAAACUGACAUAUUCUGUGAGGAAUGGACAAGAUAUAAUGGCUACAGUGCAAAAAUGUAUGUGAAAUUUAAAAACAGCAUUUGAGAAAUUUUUCCAAACUGAUAAAACUCUGGGGGAAAUUUGUAUUUAAUUUUUAGCAGUUUAUCUAUGAAAUGCAUAAUGCCUAAUUUAUGAAAGAUUUCUGUUUGGUUUUUAGAAGAAUCUUAGUUUUAGUAAUAGUUUUGACCAGAGACACAAAAAUAAAGGUAUUUCAACAUUACUUAUCAAGUUACUAAAGCUUGGUUAGUUUUGAUUUGUAGCCAUUACAUCUUUAUUCUCUCUCCUUUUCCUAUCACCCAUAUACACUUUUACUCAGGAAAAUGGACUGAAAUUUGAAAACAAAACUUUAAAAAUGAUUUUACCUGGAUGAGUCCUGGGAUUUAUUUUCCAAUUCCUAUGAGAAUUUGACUUAAGCUAAUGAUUGAAAAUUGAAGUGGUCACUGGUAUAUAAUUGUAAAUUGUUGGUAUUCUUCCAUUUUCUAAUCCAAAUAUUUGGGGGGAGGGGGAAAGCACUAUGGAAAAGUAAUUCAUCAACAUGAAAUCAAAUAAAUUAUUAAGUGUACAAAAACAAAAAGUUGUAAAAGAUUAGUCUUAAUGGGGAUUCUUCAUUGCUGCAAAUGACAAAUAAGGUUAUUUGCAGCAUAAAGAUAAGAUUCACAUUCUACUAAUAAAUUUGUGUAACUGAGUUAGAUGAAUUGUUGCACAAAUAUUACACAUUUAUCACUAUCUUCAUAAUAUUUUUUCAAUUCUUACAUUUUAUGAAACAGGAAGACAAGGUAAGGCAAAGUCUUCUUUUUUAAUCUAGUCACUCAGUUUUGCCACAAAUUUUGCCUCAUUCUCAUGUGAGGCUUGUACAGAGCCAUCAGCCAAGGAUAAUACCCGAAAAGAAUUAUAUACUACUAUGGUUGUAAAUCACAGUCCUCUGAAUUUCCUGGACACUUUUCUGUGAGUAUGCUCCUAAAAUGGGCAUGCUACCAAGUUGUUCUAUUAGUAGGUACCAGAUGGCUACACACUGUAUACAAUUUUUUGCAGGCCGUUCUUCUGGGGUACCAGAUGGUAUUACCAAAACCCAUAGAAGGGAAAAUGCCAGUGUCUUAGUUUCUCCCUGAGCACACAGCAUCAUGUAUCUGUGUGUUGCAUGGUUAAAUUACUAUC
Messenger RNA from Zalophus californianus (California sea lion), 3510 nucleotides. RefSeq names its product highly divergent homeobox (gene HDX). Gene Ontology annotation, biological process: regulation of transcription by RNA polymerase II. The transcript has 10 exons. The record is from RefSeq and is a predicted model, not a curated record. Bases 124 to 2205 code for a protein of 693 amino acids. Gene Ontology annotation, molecular function: RNA polymerase II cis-regulatory region sequence-specific DNA binding; DNA-binding transcription factor activity, RNA polymerase II-specific. NCBI's taxonomy places the organism in Eukaryota, Metazoa, Chordata, Mammalia, Carnivora, Otariidae.